Messenger RNA from Macrosiphum euphorbiae (potato aphid), 2253 nucleotides. Lineage: Eukaryota; Metazoa; Arthropoda; Insecta; Hemiptera; Aphididae. The record is from the annotation of a GenBank genome assembly.
AUGUUUGGAUUGCCAAAAGAUUUUAAAUCAAAAAAUAUCAUCGUGAAAAUUGAUAAUAAUAUAAAACGCAGAACUUAUGGCGAUUCUUCUCCUCCUAUGCCACGUAGAAAACGUCAUAGCAGUGUUAUAAAGUAUGAUGGUAGUUCAGAUGAGCGAGGGUUGUCCGAAUAUGUACGUAGUAGUGCUAGAACGCCACAAAGUCCUAGAGUGUCUAGGUAUUCAGAAAUUGAACAAUUUGACCGAUCUAGGGAUUUGGAUCGAUUGCAUGCCACUUAUAAAGUUUUGUGUGUGAGUGCUUUACAUCCUAAAGCAAGUGACGAACAAGUUAAAAAUACUUUGUAUCGAGAAUAUCGCAAAUUUGGUGAAUUUUCUGUUAAAAUAUCACAUGAACUAGAUGAAAGAAUGGCAUAUGUAUGUUUUAAAAGCUCAGAAGAUGCUAAAGAUGCCAAACACAGUAAGCCUAGAGUACAUUUGUUUGAUAAAGUAGCUUUAGUUGCACCUGUAUAUGAAAGUCGUGGUUCUAGAGAUCACCACGAAUUAAGAGCUAGACGUUCACAAUCCCGAAAUUUUUCUCCAGAUGUUGAAAGGUACUAUCCUGUUCCUACAGAAGUUCAUAGACCACAUCAAAUUGAUAGGUUAUAUGAAAGGGUACCAUAUGGUGUUCUUCCAUCCAUGCGGCGGCCACGGGUUUUUCGAGAAAUAGGUUUGCCACCAUUACGUCCAAGUGAACUUCCAAUAUCUAGACAACAGUUAUUGCACCAUAUGGCUCCUAUUCAUUCUCAUUUAGGGCCAAUUCAUGCAUUGUAUGGCCCACCAAGACAUCUUAUGCUACCAUUUAAACCAUACCUUAAUCCUCAUUUGACGUAUGACAAAAAAGAUAAAUUUCCCAACUAUUUACACCAUAUUCCACCAGAAGACGACCCAUUAGCUACACGUACAUUGUUUGCUGGAAAUUUAGAAUUUUCUAUUUCGGAUGAAGAACUUCAUUGUUUAUUUGGUAAAUAUGGAGUUGUUGAGGAUAUAGAUAUUAAACGCCCAUUGCCAGGGACAGGAAAUGCAUAUGCAUUUGUUCGUUAUCAAAAUUUAGAUAUGGCUCAUAGAGCAAAAGUCGAAUUAUCUGGUCAAUAUUUAGGCAAAUUUCAAUGUAAAAUUGGCUAUGGAAAAUCUAUACCAACACAAAGAAUAUGGGUUGGUGGUUUGGGACCUUGGACAUCACUUGCUCAGCUAGAACAGGAAUUUGAUAGAUUUGGUGUUAUUAAAAAAAUUGAUUUUGUCGAAGGUGACAUUUGUGCUUAUAUUCAGUUUGAAUGUAUUGAUGCUGCAACUGCAGCUGUCAACAAAAUGAGAGGAGUGUCUUUAGGAGGUCCGGAACAUAAACUUAGAACAGAUUAUGCUAAAAGUAUUUGUGGCAGUCCUACAUUAACUAGUUCAACAAAGUCAUCCCAAAAUGAUGUUGCAGCAACUACAGGAGAUUUACAAGAACUAACAAGACAAAAUGAAUAUCCAUUUGGUUGGGCAGAAGAUGAGUAUCCUUUGUAUAGUUCUAAAAUUGAUCUUAAAGAUCGUACAGAGUAUAGUGAAGAAAGUAGAGAAUUUGACAAUCAUGAGAAUAGAUCAUUCAAGCAGCAUUCUGUUUCUGAUAUUAGUUCUUCUCAAUCACCACUUCACCAAUCGAUUGACAGUGAUGUUGACUCAGAAGAAGGAGAAAUACAAUCUCUAAGUCCUUUGGAUUCUGUUCGUACACUAGAACAUUUGGCUUGUAAAUGUUCUUAUACAUGGCAAGGCAGUCUUGUAUUAAAAAGCUCUCAGUUCCCAACUAAAUGCCAUUUAACUUCCGGCGAUACAAAUGUCAUAAAGUCAAUGAUGAACGAUUUUGAUGGUAAAUCAAUAUUACGCAUAACUCAACGAUUGCGUUUAGAUGAGACAAAGUUGGAAGAUGUUUCUAAACAUAUAAUGACUGCUGAUAAACAUGCCAUAUUUUUGGCAAUGCCAUUUUCUACCAACUCGAUUUCCAACAAUGAUGCAUUGGUACAAAUUAGACCGUUACAUAAUUUAGUAUCAUAUUUAAAACAAAAAGAGGCUGCCGGGGUAAUAUCAUUACUAAGUGAAGAUCCUGAAACAACUGGUGUAAUUUAUGUAUUUCCUCCAUGUGAGUAUUCAGCUAAAUUAUUGAAACAAAGUGCAAAAAAUUUAAGCAGUGAAGCAUUAAAUGAUGAUCAUUUAGUUGUGGUAGUAGUUAAUGGUAAUAUUUAA